AUCGUAUCAAAUUAUCGCCAUUUGUGUUUCCAUACUGCAUACAUGACGUCAGGCGUCACAAUAUCGAAAGUAGGAGAAAAUCCCAGCAAUCAAAACAGACUAUGGCAACCUCAUUAGACGAAAUUUCCAUCGUGGAGGAUGUGACUCUGUGUUCAAUAUGCUUUGAGAAAUUCAAAAAACCGAGGUAUCUUCCUUGUUCUCACUCGUUUUGUCAUAGUUGUUUAUCAUCCUACAUUGCCAGCGUGCGUACGUCUACGGAACCUCGUUUGGGUUUUCACUGUCCGCUAUGCCGUGAAUACAUUCAUUGUAAAGGCACAUUUGAUAAGCCCGAGGAUAUUGUAAACUUUUUUCCCGAAAAUUACCUACUAGAAAAAAUUCUUGAGAAAGGUGACCAGUUGAAAUGCGAGUCCUGUCUUAGAGACAACGAGGAAGAAGAGGCUACCGCCUAUUGUGCCACGUGUAUGGAGAAUUUAUGUCAAGUUUGUUCAAAAUGUCAUAGGAAACUCUUGGUCACAAAGAGCCAUAAGGUAUACCAACUAAGUGAAAUGAAAUCAUCUAACAUUUUUUCCGAUUCGGUUUCAAACUUAACCUGUUCAAAACAUAAAAACAGAGAGAUAGAACUAUUUUGCAACGACCACGAAGCACUAUGCUGUACAAUGUGUGUUAGCACAGAGCAUAGAAAAUGUGACAGCGUUGAUACUGUUGAAGUAGCUGCUAAAUCUUUACGUGAAAGUGGAAAACUUAGCGGUCUAUUAACUGAAGUAAAGAAUCUAGAGAAGAAACUGACUGGAUCAAAGGCAAGACAGGAGAAAAACAUAACAGAAAUAGAAGAUAGUGUCGACAGCAUGACAGAAACAACAGAAAAAGAACUGCAAACUCUAGUUGAACAUUUGGAAAAGCUGAAAGAUGAUCUUUUACAAGAAAUAUCUAAGGCAGGUAAAACUAGCCAAGAAAAGUUGAGAAAAAGUCUAGAGAUUGUCACUGACGGAAUUUCAUGUGCAAAAUCUUGCGGUGAUAAAGUUGAAAGAGCCAUGGAGAAGGGUAGUGAUGUUCAAUUACUGGUGGAAUAUUACGCAGCAAGAGCCACUCAAGAGCAUAUGAAUUGUUUUAAGUUCACAGAAAAAUAUAUAAGCAUAUUAGAAAACAAAUCCGAAAUGCCACAACAAAUUAAAGACAUGAAAAAUCUGUCACAGAUAGAAGCUUUUGGUAUGGAAAAAGAUGUGACUCGUGUGUAUGAAAAAGAAUUGUCUUUUAAACAGGAACUUAAUAUAUCUAAUUCCAAUAUUUGCAGUGGGACUUUUCUUUCAAAUGGCACAUUUAUUGUUGCAAAUCAUAAGCUUCAAGGUCAGUGUAAUGUAUAUGACGAGGAUUUCAAAUGCAUAAAAACAAUAAAAGGGUUGAGACACCCUUUUGCAGUCGCGGAAAAUGCGAAUGAAUUGUUCGUUACUUGCUUUAACACACAAUCUAUUAUGGUUUUCUCAUCUGAUGACUACACAGAAAAACGGAAUAUUAAGCUAGAUAUAUACGUUUAUGGAAUAGCUUGUAAAAAUGACACUCUCUAUGUGGCAUGUGGAAAGAAAAUUAUAAAGAUAGAUAAAAAUGGGUACAAAAUCAAAGAAUAUAAAACGGGUUCUUGUGUUAUUCACCUUCUUGUGUUGAACAGUGUAGAUCUAGUUUACAGUAACAAGGAGACAAACACUGUGAUUGCAAUGAAUGAUAAUGGCAAUACUCUAUGGGAAUACAAAGCAUCCAAUCUGAAGGAACCAUAUGGACUGGAAAAGGAUAAUGCUGAAAACAUUUUUAUUGCUGGUAUACAGAGUAGGAAUAUUCACGUUUUGUCCUGUGCUGGAGAAGUCAUUAGAGUGAUUAGUUAUAUGUCGAAACCAGUCUUUGUAGCAAUGAAUGAAAAGAGAAAUGUAUGCUGUGUAUGCAGUGAAUAUAAGAAGAUUAGAGUUUAUGAACUGAAAUAGAGCCAUGACUUUGUAGAUUUAUACCGUUGACAUAUCGAGAUGUGGUCCAGACUACCUGUUUGUGAUUCAAAAAAUAAUGAAAAGAUAUAUUGUCUCUUUGAAAUAAUUCUG
This is a messenger RNA of Saccostrea cuccullata (small rock oyster), 2081 nucleotides long. RefSeq names its product E3 ubiquitin-protein ligase TRIM45-like. NCBI's taxonomy places the organism in Eukaryota, Metazoa, Mollusca, Bivalvia, Ostreida, Ostreidae. The coding region runs from base 102 to 1970 and encodes 622 amino acids. Gene Ontology annotation, molecular function: zinc ion binding. The transcript has a single exon. The record is from RefSeq and is a predicted model, not a curated record.